UUCAUCACCACCUCCCUUGGCAUUUCUAUUGGCCUUUUCCCUCACUUAUCGGGCCCUCCUAUUCAUCCUUAUAUCUCCAUCCCACGUUCUACACCAGACCACCCCAGGACGAAUCAACGCCAAGCUUCGACUUACAAUCCUUCAUCCCAGCUUCCAGUGUCCCGUCCGGGGCGUUAGGAUGGCUGCUUAGACGGGUGCACGCCCCCCAGUCUCGUUUCUUUCUCCUCUUGACCUCGUAUGGCUCCCAUUGAGGCAACGCGUGGCUAAAUAGUCAAGGCGACUCUCCGACUGCCUGGACAUGAUGAACCAUCAUAUGCCCGCAAUGCCCCAUGGGCAGCCACCCAUGCCUACUCCUCGACGACAGCAAGAUGUUCCUUACACUGCAGGCCCUCCCAAUAUGCGAUCCCCUCCUGCCUACAUGGGGUACCACCCCCAUAUGAACGGCCAUCCUCCUCCGGCCGCAUACUCGCCGCAGCAGUACCCUCAUUGGUACCCGCCUUACCCUCCGAUGCAGCAGCUCCCUCCACGCCCUUACCAACAACACCCUUACGGAGGACCGAUGUUUGUGUCUGCCUAUGGUCCCUCCCAGCCUAUAAUGGCGCCCGCCCAUAUUCCUCCCCCGUCUCUUCCUAUGCAGCCGAGGACCUCCUCUCCCCUAAACACCAUGUCUCCUCCAGUCGGAAUUCCGCCUUUGCCGAUUACCACUCAGGCGCAGUCCCCCGCCACUGUUCCCGUGCAUCCUAUACUGAGUCCUGCUGUGUCCUCAUCCCCUGGCCCGGCGCCUGUAAAGGUUGCUCCAGCGCCCAAGGAGCCUUUUCGCCCACCGCUUCCUUGGCUAUCCGUUGCCGACCACCCUUUCCCUGCUCGAGUUCCAGGCAGACGUCGGAGAAGCCGCCUUCUCCAUUCUUCAUCUGUUCCAGUCGAGCUCCCUCCAAAGGAGUCCCAGCGGAAUGACAAGCCUGAGCCACAAAUUGAAACCAAAGGCCCGGAGAAUGAACAGACACCGUCGGAACCCCAAACCCCGACCUUGUCUGCGGCGCCGUCAGUCGCGAAUUCGACACAACCCACGACCCCUUCUUCAGUUGCUCCGAACCUCUCUGUCCGUCCUCGUUCACAGUCAAAAGGGUCCAAGCCAGCCGUCCCGUUAGUUCCUGUCGUUCCCGUCGUUCCUGCUCCUAGUACACCUCGUCAGGCGACCAAGGAUGAUCCUAGUCGCUCAUCCGAAACGCCUAAAUCGGCGAGUGUGAGCGGUGCGGCUCAGGAGAAUGCGAACGAAGUUCCCCAGGAGCCGUCUCAGGCGAAAGCUGAGGAGACUACUAAGCAGGCCUCGCCUGCACCUUCGGCACCCAAGUCGUGGGCAGAUUUGGUCCGAUCAAAGGCUCUGGCUAAAGGAGCCAAUGCUCCCAAUGCACCCUCGACCGUGUCAAAUGGCGUGAUCAAGCCCAAGAGUGAGUCUCUUGCCGACGUCUUGACGAGUCUGGGAGAAGAUGUCUCGCAGUACAGCGAUAAGGUUGCGUUCCUCGAACCCAGAGGCCUUGUGAAUACUGGCAAUAUGUGCUACAUGAAUUCUGUGCUUCAAAUUCUGGUUUCUUGCGCUCCUUUCUACCAAUUCUUGGAGCACAUUGGGCGGAGAGCGUCCCACAGUUUUCAUAGCGAAUUUCCGAUGAUUGAUGCCCUGAUCAUGUUUAUGAGAGAGUUCCGCAUCAUCGAUGCCGCAGAAACCGAGGAACAGCUGAGGCUUAGGUUGAAACCCAACGAACUCGAGGAGUACGGCGAAUCGUUCAUUCCGGAGUUUGUUUAUGAGGUGAUUCGGCAAUUGCCGCGCUUCCGAGACAUGCGGAGAGGUCAUCAGCAAGAUGCUCAAGAGUUUCUAGGCUUCCUCCUCGAGGAGAUGCACGAAGAGUGCAGUCGCGCCGCAAAGGACGCCCCUGUAGCUUCCUCGGCCCCCGAGGCGGAUUCCACCAACGAAGAGUCUGGCGAUGGAUGGCUGGAGGUCGGUCACAAGCAGAAAGCGGCCGUCACGCGCUCAUCUGGACACAUUGCUUUGGAAUCGCCAAUCACGAAGAUCUUCGGUGGAAAGAUCCGGUCGGAGUUCAGGGUGCCUGGCAACAAGACCUCCGUGACGUUGGAGCCUUACCAGCCACUGCAGCUUGACAUUGGAUCACCUGAGAUUAACAACAUCAUCGACGCUCUCAAGGGUCUUACCAAACCAGAAAGCAUCCAGGGAGACUUCAACUCCUCCCGUGGUCCUAACGUCACAGCUACCAAACAGAUUUUCAUUGAAAAUAUGCCGCCUGUUCUUAUCCUUCACCUGAAACGGUUCCAGUACGAUAGUGUGACCAGGGGCACUCAGAAGAUCUGGAAGAAGGUCGGAUACCCGCUCGAUCUGGAGAUCCCCCGCGAGGUCUUUCCGCCUAACAAGCGCAAUAUUAUGAUGGCACAGGGUGGUCUGCCCAAGUAUCGACUCGUCGGUGUCAUCUACCAUCAUGGCAAGAACGCCAGCGGCGGUCACUACACCGUAGAUGUUCGUCGUCAAGAUGGACGUGAGUGGAUCCGUCUCGAUGACACCGUGAUCCGCCGGGUUCGGAGUGAGGACGUCGCACAGGCUGGGGGUGAAGAAGACCCCAAGGUUCUCGCGGCCGCGCUCGAGCAACACAAGCGCGACGGUCCCAACGCCAACAUCUAUGACCGUAUUGACCAGGACGACUAUGAGCAGUCGGAUAACGAGCGAGGCUGGAGCCAAGUGAACGGCACCAGCGGCCACUCAAGCAAGAAAUCCACCUCAGGCGCAGCCUCGGCCCCUUCUGGCACACCCUCCGGAGUCCGGACCCCCCUGGGACGGUACGGAUCCCGGGAUAACAAGGUGGCCUACUUGUUGUUUUACCAGCGCAUCGCCUGAUCGGGCGUGUUCUGGGGAGGUUGGGUCUCCAGAGUCGUUUGGUGAACCACGGAGAAAACAAAGAAAACCAGCACGCGCGAAUCGUUUCUUCAAAUGUAUCUGCCCUGUCCCCCACAAGGUAGAUGUCUCCACAUGCCGACACUGUCCCAUGGUCGGCCGAAUGUGGUUUUGACACCUCAUUAAACACGUAUCAACCGAGUCAGCUCACUCAAGGAGUCUGUGUUCUCACCCUCUGUCAAGGAUUGCUGCUGCGAGGAUACAACGGAUCUGCAGGGAGAUGUUGGGCGCUUUUUCUCUGGCUAUCUGGACAUCCUUCGCAGCCGCAGUCAACCCGUUGCAUUUGCUUGCUG
This is a messenger RNA of Aspergillus sclerotioniger CBS 115572, 3249 nucleotides long. RefSeq names its product mRNA-binding ubiquitin-specific protease UBP3. The transcript is spliced from 7 exons. The coding region runs from base 323 to 2899 and encodes 858 amino acids. Lineage: Eukaryota; Fungi; Ascomycota; Eurotiomycetes; Eurotiales; Aspergillaceae. Gene Ontology annotation, biological process: protein deubiquitination. Gene Ontology annotation, cellular component: nucleus; cytosol. Gene Ontology annotation, molecular function: cysteine-type endopeptidase activity; cysteine-type deubiquitinase activity. The record is from RefSeq and is a predicted model, not a curated record.